AUGGAUCACCUAGCCAAUGUGAUCUGCGGUGGCAUCGCAGGUUUCGCUGCAGACGCUCUGCUCUACCCACUGGACACCCUGAAGACGCGUAGCCAACUAGAGCGUAAUUUGAAGGUUGAGCGUCGUCAUAUGCAACGUGUGCCUCGUUAUCGGUCUCUAUACACAGGCUUCUUUGUCUUGGCACUGGGUGAUGUUCCUUCCACUGCUGCUUUUUACGGUAUAUACGAGUUCACAAAGGACGUACUAUCAAAUCGCAAUCGUCCACCCACCGAUGACGUCAGUUCUUUACCUCUUCCAGUAAUUCACCUUCUUGGUUCAUCUUGUGGGCAGUUUUGCUCGUUAUUGAUUCGGAACCCCUUCGAGGUGAUCAAGCAACAGAUGCAGGCAGGGUUGUACCCUACCUCAUACUCAACCUUUCUUUCUAUUCGUCGUUCCCAAGGAUACAAGGGUUUGUAUGCCGGGUUCUUCCCAACUCUGAUGCGCGAAGUGCCUUUUGAUGGCAUCCAAUUCGUGCUUUGGGAGCAGCUUAAGACUAUGGAGUCGACAAAAAGAUUGUCUAGGUGUAUCGCAUCUAAGGCCAACGUCUGUGAUACUACAGGCGAUGUGGUCGUAUCAGCUCUUUGUGGAUCAUUCGCCGGAGGUUGUGCUGGUAUCGCAACAGUGCCACUAGACGUGGUAAAAACACGGUUGAUGACCCAGGGUUCAUCGAAAACUCUGGUGUUGUUGCUAUCACUAAUGACUACCGAUAUUUGGAUAGAAAAAUACCGGCCCGCCGCUUUAAGCGACGUGAUCGGCAACCCGGAGGUGACGCGUCGUCUCGAGGUGAUAGCCAAGGAAGGCAACAUGCCAAAUCUGCUACUUUGCGGUCCUCCCGGUACCGGAAAGACGACUUCCAUCCUAUGUUUGGCACAUGAAAUGCUAGGGCCACAUUUCAAGAAUGCAGUGCUUGAGUUGAAUGCUAGUGACGACAGGGGUGUUGAUGUUGUACGUGGGACAAUUAAGAACUUCGCGAAGAAGUCAGUAGUGCUCCCAGCUAAUAAACAUAAAAUCAUUAUCUUGGAUGAAGUCGAUUCCAUGACAGAAGCUGCGCAGCAGGCUCUGAGAAGAAUUAUGGAGGUUUACUCUAAGACGACGCGGUUCGCGCUGGCGUGCAACCAGUCUACAAAAAUCAUCGAACCCAUCCAGAGUCGCUGUGCUGUAAUCCGUUAUGGGCGCCUUCAAGACGAGAUGAUUUUGAAGCGUCUUGUGGAUAUUUGCAAAAUGGAAAACGUACAGUUUACCCAAGAUGGGAUGGAGGCACUGCUAUUCACUGCCGAUGGCGACAUGCGACGCGCACUAAACAAUUUGCAAAAUGUUUCGUCAGGCUACAAUUUGGUAACUAGUGACAAUGUAUAUAAGGUCUGCGAUGUGCCGUCACCAGAGCUCAUUAGGAAGAUGUUACAGAACUGCCUUGAUGGCCAGUGGCGCGAGGCCCAUGAGAAAGCGGAGGAGCUACUUGCUUUGGGGCACUCUCCUCUGGAUAUCAUAGGUCGGUGCACUCGCACAUCGCCAGCUUAUAUUUGUUCAGUUACCAUUCGCAGCGUACUCAAGGCGUUCAAAGCACCCGAACACGUACUGUUGGAGUUCAUGAAGACGGUAGCGCUAGCACACAUGACCAUGGUGGGUGGACUGUGUAGCCAGCUUCAGUUAGACAAGCUGCUCGCUACACUAUGCAAGGUAUCCCUAGUUAUGCGCAAGAGCUAG
Messenger RNA from Babesia sp. Xinjiang, 1743 nucleotides. RefSeq names its product Replication factor C subunit 2. The transcript is spliced from 14 exons. The record is from RefSeq and is a predicted model, not a curated record. Gene Ontology annotation, molecular function: DNA binding; ATP hydrolysis activity; ATP binding. NCBI's taxonomy places the organism in Eukaryota, Apicomplexa, Aconoidasida, Piroplasmida, Babesiidae. Gene Ontology annotation, cellular component: DNA replication factor C complex; nucleus. The coding region runs from base 1 to 1743 and encodes 580 amino acids. Gene Ontology annotation, biological process: DNA repair; DNA-templated DNA replication; transmembrane transport.